AUGAAUUUAGAUAUGCCUGUGCAUGUAUAAAGUAAUUCAAAUAUUCUAUAUUGUUUCAUAGAUAUGAAAUUAGAAGACUUCGAUAUAAUAAAGCAUUUAGGUAAAGGUGCAUAUAGUGAGGUUGUAUUGGCUAAAAAUAAACUCACUGGACAUGAGACAGCAUUAAAGGUUGUAGACAAAAAUUUUCUGAUUAAAGUAUAAGUUUGAUAGAAGUAUAAUAGGAGAAAAAAAUGCAUCAUGCAUGUAUAGAGAGAGAAGUUUUAAUUAAUUUGAGACACAAAGGAAUCAUAAAGUUAUUCAAUUCAUUUGAGUAAAAUGAUAAAUUAUAUUAUUCUCUUGAGGUGUUAACUGAUGGUAAUUUGUUAGAAUACAUGAACAGUAAAUAAUAUUAAAUAUAUAUAGGGCAUAUUUUUAAUGAUUCAAUAAUCAAAUUCUAUACAGCUGAAUUAUUAUUAAUUCUUGAAUAUUUACAUUAGAAUGGAUUGGUACAUAGAGAUGUAAAACCAGAAAACAUUCUUUUAACUAAAGAUAAACAUUUAAAACUUAUUGAUUUUGGAACAGUAUUUGUUUAUGAUCAGAAUAAGAUUGAUAUCGGAAAUAAAUUAGAAGAGAUAAGAAUUUAAUAUUAAAAAUAAAGAUCUCCUUCUUUAAAUGAUUUUGAAAAACCUUAAAUAAGAUAUUGUAGAGAUUCUAGUUUUGUUGGUACAUCUGAAUACUUAUGUCCUGAACUUAUUGAUUAUAAUGUAAUUGGCCCAUAGGCAGAUUUAUGGGCUUUAGGAUGUUUCAUUUAUCAAUUAUAUACAAAUAAAACUCCAUUUUAUUCAGAGAAUGAAUUUGAAUUAUUUAAUAAUAUAAGUUAAUGCACAUGGACAUAAGAUUAAAGAAUACCAGAUGAUGCUAUGGAUCUUAUUAAAAUUUUACUUGAAAAAGAUCCAAUGAAAAGAUUUUAUGGAGAUUUAGAAGGUAAUUAAUAUAUCUUAUGUAAUAGAUUCAUAAUAUAAUUAUGAUAAUAUAAAAUAACAUCAAUUUUUUAGAGGAAUUAAUUUUAAAUAAAUAUGGUUAUAGGAUGUUCCAUUUGUUGUUAAUAACACUUAAAAAAGAAAUAUGAAUAGAAUUCAAAGUGCAUUUAUUGAUAAAAAUUUAUCUUCUCAUGAAAAAUUUGAACAUAGAGGAAUGUCUGUGUCAAAACAUAAAUCAGAUUAAACCAUUUUAUAAGGAUAAAUAGAUAAGGAACAUGGUGUAUUAUUUAUGACACAAUUCUCACUUCGACAUGCAAGUAUUGUGUGUUAAGAUGGAAUUACAAGUUUCAUUUAUAUUAAUCCUUAAUUAAAUAAUAAAAAAGUAUUGUUGAUUUAAUAAUAUUAUGUUAGACCAUAAUACCUUUAAAUUAAUUUACAUCCUGUAAAUUAUUAGGGAAAGGAAAAUUCAUUGUUGGAGAUAGAAACAAAAAGAAAUACAUUUUUAAAUAAAGAGAAAAUAAUGUUCCAGCUCAACAAUGGGUUAAUGUAAUUAACAAAUAUAUUAAAUCUAAUCAUUAUUGAUUAGAAUUUAUUUUUAUAUAACAAAUAAAUAAUAGCAUUUUAAUUACAAUUAAAAUCUACUAAUAUAUUAAUCAUAAAUUAUGUGAAUUCAUAUGGUAAUG
Messenger RNA from Paramecium sonneborni, 1642 nucleotides. NCBI's taxonomy places the organism in Eukaryota, Ciliophora, Oligohymenophorea, Peniculida, Parameciidae. The record is from the annotation of a GenBank genome assembly.